Molecule: messenger RNA, 1802 nt
Organism: Cyprinus carpio (common carp)
Lineage: Eukaryota; Metazoa; Chordata; Actinopteri; Cypriniformes; Cyprinidae
Product: small integral membrane protein 13-like
Source: RefSeq, a predicted model, not a curated record
UGGUAAGCAUGAGCGCUUCCGGGUCAUCCUGAGAUUGAGCGAGUUGCUGAGCCUCGAGUCCGCUGUAUUCUCGCUCUUCUCCUUUCUCUGUAAAUGGCGCAAUGAUGUAGAUAAGGAGAACAUUUGAGACUGUCCAUGACACGCGCUACCGGCCUCCGUCCCCGCGGGAUUCAGCGUGAAGACUGAGGCCUGAACGUCUGAAAGAAGAGGAGGAUGUGGCAGAGUGUUGGUUUGACCGUGUUGGUGAUUGUGGCCACGCUGAUAUGUGUCCUCCUCUUCAUGCUCUUCGGGUGGUACGUGGUGUGGCAGCUCUUCCUGUCUAAGUUUAAGUUCCUGCGGGAGUUGGUGGGAGACACCGGUUCUCCGCAGACUGAAACCGAGCCGUCUGAGUCUGAGAGUGAACGCAGCUCGCCCCCGACGCCACGCCACCGACCCAAAAGCGCUCGCCAAAGGAUCGUCCCUCCUGACAGCACUACAUAGAGCCCUGAGCCAGAUCUCCUCAGCCUGAGGUCAUUUGUGUCCCGGACCUGCAUCAGUCACUGUGCUCCCCUUCACAUCCACUCAUCAUGGUUACAGUCGGUCUGAAGGGACGGUUUUUGUAUGAACCUGCUGAGCCACAGGUUCAUGUCCCGACUAACACGCUGCUACCCUCCACUCCGGACGUAUAGCAUAUUUACAUGAGAGCGUAUUGAUAUGUAUUUGUUACUGUUUAACCGAUCUGUUAAUGACUCAAGCUCACAAAAAAAACAGGCUGAUGACCAAACGUCCAGUGUUUCUGUGAGCUAGCAGCACUACUGUUCACAAUGUUUGGAAGCUGUUUCCACCACAGAAAGGUAAUUACGACUUUUUUUUUCACAAUUCUGAUGGAAAAACAGAACUGAGAGAUAUAAACAUCUCACACAAUUCUGACUUUUUUCUCUCUGGAUACUGAGUUUACAUAAAAAUGCGUCUCUUUAUCUCACAAUUCUGACAUUUUUCCUUGUAAUUGUGAGUUUAUAUCUAACAAUUCUGAAUUUAUAUUUAACAAUUCACACUUUUUUUCCCUCAUAAUUCUGACUUUUUUUCUCAUAAUUCUGACUUUUUUCUUACAAUUAAUUUUUAUUUCAUAAUUGUGAGUAUAUAUCGCAGUAUUGUAUUACCCUUUUCUUUUUUUUAUUCCAUGGCAGAAACAAAAAGGCAAAAUUGUAAAUUUACUGUUGCGUGAAAACAUUUUUUUUCCAGAUUUUUUUUUUUUAGAACAGUUUAUUUUUUGAGAAAAAAAAAAUUGUGAAGAAGUUAAAGUCGCAAUUACCUUUGAAUUAAUUUUUUUUUUGUGACCGAAACAGGCUUCCAUACAAAUUUGUCCAACAAGUGCAAUGAAAGCUUCUUUAUUUGUCACAAAGUAAACAAACAUGUAGACAGGACAGCACACCCUAACAAUGUUAAGAAUAGGCACAUUAGGAUGAUGUUUUUGUAAAAAUUCCUUCGCUUCCAACACAGCAUAGUGCUUUAUGAUGGCUGCCAUCAGUCCCCUCCGCUGCACAUCCUUGUGCCUCUGGCUUGGGUUGAAGUUGUCCUGUUUGAGUGGAUGGAUCUCAGAUACUCCUGCUGUUCCCAGCUUUAGAGAAGCAUUAGAGCUAGAAAUGCUGCGCUGACCUCAAGUGUCAAACUGUCCACAGGUCAGAUUCUGAAGAAACGCUGUUAUCGUUGUUAAACGCUGUAGAUGGUCACAUGUACUAUUUCUUUCUUUUUUUGGUCCCUUUUAUGACAGUAGAUGUUUCCCUUCAUAAUAAAUAUAUUUCAUAAAAUGUUGUUUAUGUGAA